AUGCGCAGUCGCGCACGGAACCCAGGCGCGCCGGAACCCUGUGAGCAGAUCCAGGCCCUGGCGGAGGCGGUCCGACUGCGAACUCUUCCGACACCAGGGACAUGAGGCUGUGGCCGCAGGCAUGGGGUGCCGUCCAGGGCGCUUGGCGCGAGUGCUUCCCUCUGCAAGGUCACGAUGUAGCACGCUGGUUCCCCGGCCACAUGGCCAAGGGACUAAAGAAGAUGCAGAGCAGUCUGAAGUCGGUGGAUUGUGUUAUCGAGGUUCAUGACGCCCGGAUCCCAUUUUCAGGUCGAAACCCUCUGUUCCAAGAGCUGCUUGGUCUGAAGCCGCAUCUGCUUGUGCUCAACAAAAUGGACUUGGCAGAUCUUACAGAGCAGCAGAAAAUUGUCCAGCGCUUAGAAGAAAAAGGCCUGAACAACGUUCUUUUCACGAACUGUGUGAAAGAUGAAAACGUCAAGCAGAUUGUCCCAAAAGUCAUGGAACUGAUCAGGUGCAGCUACCGCUACCAUCGAGCCGAGAACCCAGAAUACUGCAUCAUGGUGGUCGGCGUCCCCAAUGUAGGCAAAUCCUCCCUCAUCAACUCCCUGAGGCGGCAGCACCUCAGGACAGGAAAAGCUGCCAGAGUGGGAGGUGAGCCAGGAAUCACAAGAGCUGUGACAUCCAGAAUCCAGGUAUGUGAGCGUCCACUGAUGUUCUUGCUGGAUACUCCUGGGGUGCUGGCUCCUCGGAUUGAAAGUGUGGAGACAGGCCUGAAGCUGGCCCUGUGUGGAACUGUGUUGGACCACCUUGUUGGGGAAGAGACCAUGGCCGAUUAUCUCCUUUACACCCUCAACAGGCAUGGGCUCUUUGGGUAUGUGCAGCACUACGCCCUGGCCAACGCCUGUGACCAAAUAGAGUGGGUGCUGAAGAAUGUGGCUAUCAAGCUGAGGAAGACGCGGAAAGUGAAGGUUCUCACAGGCACAGGUAAUGUCAAUGUUAUCCAGCCUGAUUAUGCCAUGGCAGCCCGAGACUUCCUCCGGACCUUCCGCAGUGGGCUGUUGGGCCAGGUGAUGCUGGACCGUGACAUUAUACCUGCUUGCUGAUGACACUAACCCCUGGACUGGCUGGCUGGAGUAUGGUCUCCUGCAUAGUCCAUGUGACUGCAGCUGGAGUGUGGAAUGCUUAGGACUGUUCCUCCAGUUCAGAAGCUGUCUGUGCUGGUACCUGAGACUCAGGCCCCAGCUCCAAAGGGCGCUAUGUUCUCUUGUCUAUCAGAGCCUGGUCAGUCCUGGUUACUACCAUGAGACCCCAGGAGUGCUGUGUAUGUGGCUUGGUCAGGAGGUUUUCUCCAUCUCAAGUAAGAGAUGAAUGCUAUCUCAGAGGAGUCUAAGUUAUAAUCUGUAAUUUAAAAUAAAAUGGGUUAAAAGGCCCACUUUAAAAAAAAAUCUCUCUCUGGCUUCUCUUAUUUUACUUUAUUUAUUUUUGGUCAUUUUCAGACAAAGUUUCAUCAUGUGGCUUGCGUUGGUCAUAAACACAUUCCUUCUGCCUGAGCCUCUUGAGUGCUGGAAUUAUACAGGUGUGUGCCAUGACAACCGAUUAAAAGACUUAUUUUCUG
Molecule: messenger RNA, 1594 nt
Organism: Mus caroli (Ryukyu mouse)
Lineage: Eukaryota; Metazoa; Chordata; Mammalia; Rodentia; Muridae
Source: RefSeq, a predicted model, not a curated record